Messenger RNA from Fusarium coffeatum, 2037 nucleotides. RefSeq lists its product as uncharacterized. Lineage: Eukaryota; Fungi; Ascomycota; Sordariomycetes; Hypocreales; Nectriaceae. Bases 1 to 2037 code for a protein of 678 amino acids. The transcript has 8 exons. Gene Ontology annotation, molecular function: DNA-binding transcription factor activity, RNA polymerase II-specific; zinc ion binding; DNA binding. Gene Ontology annotation, biological process: DNA-templated transcription; regulation of DNA-templated transcription. The record is from RefSeq and is a predicted model, not a curated record.
AUGGACCAGUCCAGUAUCGGCCGAGGGCUCACCAACAACGGACCCGCGGCUCCCGAUGAUUCUACACGGCGUGCGAUUCGAUGCGAUAAAGACUGGCCCUGUUCCAACUGCCGUACAGCUAAACGCUCUUGCACAUCCACUGGUGUUGGUCAGAGACCCAAGGAGCCCAGGCAGCGAGUCCUCAUCUCAUCUCAAUAUGAACGCAAGAUUGAUCAAAUUGAAGUCCGUCUAGCUAACAUAGAAAAUCUCCUCCGCGAUCUCUCCCAGCGCCCUACAUCAACACCAGGUAGCAAUGUCCACUUCCCCGUGACCCCUGGAGCAUUUGUUGGCUUGGAUGCCAACGCUGCGUCGACUGUCGGGUUCGAAAGCUCUGAUGAUGAGUCUGCUCUGGGUGGCGAUUCUGUAAUCGCCCAGCAAACGACGUUUGCGAGCGAACUCCUUGAGCAUGCCGUGGAGCGCACAUCUCUGCACGACGUCAGCCCCAAGAUGUGGGAGGCCCUCGCCAACCUGAGACAGAUAGCUGAGCUUCAGAGUCGACAAUCUAUCAGCCAUGGCCCCAGGUUCCCAUUGCAGCAACCGUUACCGCAAGGCGGUCUCGGCCAGCUCAAGAUGCCCCCAAUGGACGUCGUCGUCUCCUUACUGAAGCGAGCGAGAGCUUCUCCGCCAGGGCUCUUCACGUUUGUGUGCUAUUUCGUAGGAAUAAGUGACUUUUCCAACCUUUGUCGAAUGGUCUACUUCCCUACAGAAGACUUCACUGAUGCCACAUUUAUCAUUGUCAACGUCGGACUUUACUACCUGUUCCUUGAACAGCACGCAUUGACUAUCGACAACAAGGCUCUCAAGGACGAGUUUGCCUCUCAUCUUCACACAAGUCGAGUGAACUUGGAAACUGGAUUGGCGAACAUGUCUCUCUUCAUGUCCAUCAAAAUAGAGACAGUCCAAGCUCUAUUAAUGGGGACAUUGUAUGCAAUUGAUGUAUGCAGGCCGUCAGUAGCCUGGCACCUCAAUAGUGCUGCUGCCCAAAUGUGUCAGACCGCAGGAUUUCACCGCAAAGAUCACUCUAUGCGUAACCCAGAGGAAGCUGGCAUCAGAGCAAUUCUCUUCUGGUAUAUUUAUACAACAGAUAAAGCGUUGGCGAUUCGACUCGGACGUGCGCCUCUUAUCCAGGAUUGGGAAAUUGACAUUCCGCGAACCUUCCACUUUGAGGGCAUAUUGAGUAUUGAGACCAAGGCUGUUGCGUCCAUGUGGCUAAGUGCUGCAACGCUUCAGGGCCAAGUGUAUGAGCAACUUUUCUGUCCAGCUGCAUUAGCUCAGCCUCCUGCUGUUCUCGCUGAGAGGGCUCGAAUGCUGGCGGCAAAGUGUCGGGAGGUAGAGGCGGAGGCGCACGAGAGCCGAGGAUUGGCCAUUGCCUCGCUUGAGAAGAUAGGAGCCUCGCCCUUGGUCGAUGUUCAUGUCAAGGGUGACGAAGUCCAGUUGCUAUCAACUAUGACACUUAUCUAUCGAGCGAUCCCAGCCCCUGAAGGCUCCUCCACAUGUAUGGAAUUAGUGCGAAAAGAUCCACAUGCGAGGAAUAUAUAUGUCCACUGGAACCUGGUCUUGACCCCGUUUGCCCCGUUUUUCGUUCUGUUCUGCUAUGUUAUAGAAACAUCAUCGGCAGAAGACCUACGUCUCUUGAGUGAUUUCAGCACGUCCAUUGGAGAAACCAGUGACGCUUCAGAGACAAUGCAAAAGCUCUCGCGGCUAUGCCAAGUCAUGAGCAAUGUCGCAGCACUUUAUGUCGAAGCCAAGUCGCAACAGCAGGAAGACCAAACAAUGGCACCAAUCGGAGAUGAGUUCGACGUUUAUUUGAGCCAGCUCGGCUUCAUGCCUGUGAUGGAUCCUAACAUGAACACCGCUGGUGGCGACCCCAAUGCUGCAUUUCAGGAUAACUCGCAGGUGGCGCAAAUGGCAGACUGGAUGUCUGGAAGUCGCAACUUGCUGGGAUUGUUGGAACAGGACAUAUCACAACUAGGAGGCCCUCAGUGGCCACCAAUGUGA